GAAGCUCACUCGCAGCAUCAUUCGCUUGCAACGGUUCGGACGCGGCGGUCUCCUCUCGCCUCACUAUGAGGCCUCCUACUAUCCUCAAGUACCUACUCCUGUUCAACAUAUUCCUGUUAUCCCUUUCGGAAUGCCCGCAACGCUGCCAAUGUGACCGAAACGCGGUACGAUGCCUGCACCAGGGUCUACAAGCGAUUCCUAAGACACCGCAAGAGGCCCACACUUUGGAUGUUCGCUUCAACCGGAUCUACGACCUCGCUCCAGGAGUAUUCAGCCACCUUCACCGGCUCCGCUCCUUGCUUCUCAGUGACAACCGACUCACCGCAAUACGAUCCGGGUCCUUCCAUGGGCUCCGACGGGUGAAGUACCUGUAUUUGUACCGGAACCGAAUCAGCCAUAUAGACUCCGAUGUCUUUCAAGGAAUGAUUCAUCUGGAACAGCUGUACUUACACGUCAACGAAAUUCAUCUGGUUGAACCCGAGACGUUUUCUAAUCUGCCUCGCUUGGAACGAUUAUAUUUGCAUAACAAUAAUCUGAAAACGAUUCCACCCGGCUCUUUCCGAGGACUGCCGAAACUUCAAAAACUCAGACUCGACAGCAAUGCCCUGAUUUGUGACUGCUCUAUGCUCUGGUUUGUUCGAAUGCUCUCUGAACAUAGCGACAUGAGUAUUGCUGCCACAUGCUAUGGACCAUCUGGAGCCACCGGUUCAUCUUUGGCUACUAUGAAAGAAAGCGAUUUUAACUGCAAACGACCCGAAUUUAAGGAAGAGCCAGAAGAUGUUAUUGUAAAUUUUGGGAAAGACGCUAUGUUCCCCUGUUCAGCUUCGGGGGAUCCAACGCCAGAAAUUGUUUGGUUCCGUGACUCUGCUUUACUACCUCUUGAAUGCUCAAGAUAUGAAUUAUUGGAUAAUGGAACGCUGAUAGUGCACGAGGCUGAUGAAACUGACAUAGGCAUCUUUGAAUGUAUGGCUAAGAAUCCAGCCGGUGAAGUGCACUCCAAACCUGCAAAAAUGUUACUACAUAUGGAUGAAAAUCCCAAAGACUAUCCUGUAUUCACGAUUUUACCGCGGAAACAGUUAGCAACGCCUAAUCAACAAUUGGUUACAUUUGAUUGUGUCGCUAAAGGAAAUCCGAAUCCACAUAUCUCAUGGACAUUUAAUGGCGAAAGAAUUCUCCUCUCUGAUCGAGUAUCAUUGAAACACAAUGGAUCAAUGGUAAUUGAAAAAAUUCAGUAUUCAGACGGUGGAACAUAUACAUGUGAAGCUGAAAAUGUCCAUGGCAAAAUAUCAUCAUCAGUAUUACUAGAAGUUAUGGCUCCUCCCUCUUUUAUCGUGGUUCCAAAGGACGAACAAGUGGCUAUAGGCGAUAGAGUAGAAUUCACAUGUACUGCUCGCGGCGUACCAAAACCAGUUAUAACAUGGUUCCGGAAUACAAUGGUACUACCCCCUAAAGAUAACAUUGUUCUGUCUGAUGGAAAUCAAAAUUUGACGAUUACUGAAGUUACAGAGGACGAUGAAGGCCUCUAUCACUGUCGAGCUGAAAACUCACAAGGUCUCACUGAAAUUUCAGCCAUUUUGAAAAUAGAUGAUUAUCAAGUCGCAGCCCCUAAAAUUAUUUUACGACCGGAAGAUGUAGAAGCAUUUAAGGAAUCAACUAUUCAGUUACCAUGUGAAUACGAAAGUGAGCCGUUAGUGACCGUGGAGUGGCGGAAAAAUGGUAACCGCAUAAUCAAUGAUGAUAGAAUCGUAGUUUCAUUGAUUGGAAGCUUAAUUAUAAACAACCUUACAUUAUCCGACACCGGUAGCUAUGAAUGUUCAGUUUAUAAUGAUUAUGGACGUGAUACAGCUUCUGCAUUUAUAACAGUCAAAGAUCAUAUUUUACCCGGCGAUGAAUACGUUAAUAUAGCUUUAACCGAAGCUACCAGAGAUGUUGAUCAAGCUAUUGCCCGAACAAUUGAACAAAUGUUUACAAAUAGAAGUGGUACAAGCGUCAACGAUCUGUAUCGUGUAGCUCGUUUUCCUAAUGCACCUGCAAGGGAAGUUGCGAGAGCUGCUGAAAUUUAUGAAAGGACAUUAGAUAAAGUGCGUGAUUACAUACAAAGCGGAUUACACAUAACAACAGUGGAACCUUUUAAUUAUGAAAGCAUUUUAUCCCCAAAACACUUAGAUGUAAUAUCUCGACUGUCAGGAUGUGUGGCCCAUAGAACACCUGAAGAUUGCACCGAUAUGUGUUUCCAUAAUAAAUAUCGUACCAUUGAUGGUACUUGUAACAACUUUGAUAAUCCAACAUGGGGCGCGUCGCUAACACCGUUUAGAAGAAUUUUGUAUCCUAUAUAUGAAAAUGGAUUUAGCCAUCCAGUCGGAUGGAACAAAGAAUUAAAAUACAAUGGCUUUACUUUGCCAAGUGCCCGAUUAAUAUCAACAAGUGUUAUCAGUACACACAAUAUUACCGAAGAUGAUUAUUACACACAUAUGCUUAUGCAAUGGGGACAAUGGUUAGACCACGAUAUAGACCACGCUUUACCAUCCGUAAGUGAUCAAACUUGGGAUGGAAUUGACUGUAAAAAAACAUGCGAUUACGCCGCACCGUGUUUUCCUAUUGACGUCCCUCCUAAUGACCCUCGUGUCACAAAUAGGCGUUGUAUAGACUUUGUUAGAACUAGUUCCGUAUGUGGAUCUGGUAUGACAUCUGUUUUAUUUGGGAGACUAGAAGCAAGGGAACAGAUAAACCAAUUAACAUCUUAUAUCGACGCAUCUCAAGUUUAUGGAUUUGAAAAACCAGUUGCUGAAGACUUAAGGGACUUAACCACAGACAACGGUACAUUACGAGUAGGUGCAAAGUUUCCAGGAAAGAAACCUCUAUUACCAACGACUGGUAUCAAUGCAAUGGACUGUAGGCUGAACUUAGAAGAAAGUACUCGAGCUUGUUUUGUAGCAGGAGAUAUCAGAGCUAAUGAACAAGUCGGACUCGCUGCAAUGCACACAAUUUUCAUGCGGGAACACAACCGACUUGCAACUAAACUUAAAGCGGUAAACCCUUUUUGGGAUGGAGAUAAAGUUUAUCACGAAGCACGUAAAAUUGUGGGCGCUGAAGUACAAUUUAUAACUUACUAUCACUGGUUACCCUUAAUCCUUGGGCCAAAAGGUUACGCCUUGUUGGGAAAGUACAAGGAAUACAAUUCUCAAACUAACCCUUCAAUUUCCAAUGUAUUUGCCACGGCAGCUUUAAGAUUCGGCCAUUCGUUAAUCAACCCAAUUCUUCACCGUUACGAUGAACAUUUUGAAACUAUACCUCAAGGUCAUUUGCUUUUACGUGAUGCAUUUUUCGCACCAUGGCGUUUGGUAGACGAAGGUGGAGUAGACCCAUUGAUAAGGGGUAUGUUUAUGACCCCAGUGAAAUUGAAAACUCCUACCCAAAAUUUAAAUUCAGAACUUACUGAGAAACUGUUUCAUAGCGUACACGCUGUCGCACUUGACUUAGCUGCUAUGAACAUUCAAAGAAGUCGUGAUCAUGCUAUUCCACCCUAUGCAAAGUGGCGAAGUUUUUGUAAUAUGACAGAAGUAAAUAAUUUUGAUGACUUAGCCGGUGAAAUAUCUGACAAGACUGUAAGGGACAAACUUAAAGAACUAUAUGGGUCUGUUUACAAUAUCGAUGUAUGGGUGGGAGGUAUUUUAGAAGAUACAACUGACGGUGCAAAGAUUGGUCCGCUAUUUCAAUGUAUACUGAUUGAACAAUUUAAAAGGCUGCGAGAUGGUGACCGACUAUGGUUUGAAAACCCAUCAAUGUUUAAGCGGGAACAACUUAGAGAGAUUAAAAAAGUUAGCUUAGCUCGCAUCUUAUGUGAUAACGGAGACAACAUUGACACGAUUGGUGAAAACGUAUUCGUGCUACCCGAUAUACAAGAUGGCCUGAUAUCUUGUGAAGAUUUACCCUCUAUUGACUUACGCCAUUGGAUGGAUUGUGAAUCUUGUAACGACGACUAUGAAGAAGAGAAAAAACGAGUAAGAAGAGAUGUUAAUUCAGGCACCGGCCACAACUCUAUUAUUGAAAAUAAUCAUCGUUUAGAAAUCCUAGAAGAUUCUCACAGCGAAUUAUUAAAAAUUAUUGACGAUUUGCAACAGAAGAUUGAGCUUCUAGAAGAAACUUGUCAAAAACAUUAAAUGUUUGCAUUUACCAUAAAGUCAAUUACAGUGGUACAUGUCAGAUUAGGUUAUUAAAUGUCUAUUAUAUACUUCGUUGUCAUGAACAGCGUUCUUAAUGAAACUGUAAAAAUAAUAAGUGUCAUUUCUCAUGGAGAACUUAAAUGUUGUAAUAAAAAUAAAAUAAAAAAAAAACAAAAAAAUUAGGCAUUAGUAUAUUCAGGGAUCAUUAUAUACUCUAUAAAUGUGGUUUAAAAAUCAAUUUAAGUGAUUGUUUUAGAUCGAUGUGCACUAAAAUGCAAAAUA
Messenger RNA from Pieris napi, 4445 nucleotides. Its product is annotated as peroxidasin. The record is from RefSeq and is a predicted model, not a curated record. Lineage: Eukaryota; Metazoa; Arthropoda; Insecta; Lepidoptera; Pieridae. Gene Ontology annotation, molecular function: heme binding; peroxidase activity; protein binding. Gene Ontology annotation, biological process: response to oxidative stress. The transcript has 7 exons. The coding region runs from base 66 to 4160 and encodes 1364 amino acids.